AUGCAAGGUCAUGAUGAUAUUACCAAAGUUUAUACUUUCGAGAAGACUUUAGGAGAGUAAGCCAUGGGUUUUAAUAAAUUAGAGGUGCCUUUGGAGUUGUGAAGAGAGCAAAAAAGAAGUCUAAUGGAGAAAUGUAUGCUGUCAAAAUCAUCAAUAAGUACUUCCUCAAGUGAUUAUUAAUUAGAGACAAUUUAUCAAAUGAAGACUAACAAGCCUUACAAACCGAAGUAGAAAUUCUGACUCAAGUAAAACAUUUCGUUUAUCUCUAGAUUGAUCACCCAAAUGUAGUGAAACUCUAUGAAAUUUACGAGGAUGACACCAAUUUUUAUAUGGUAUUAGAGUUGAUGACUGGAGGCGAAGUAAUAUUUCAAAUUAAACUCUCAGCUUUUCGAAAGAAUAGUGGAAAAAGAUCAUUUUAGUGAAAAAGAAGCUGCUGCUACAUUGAGACCCAUUAUUGAUGCUCUUAACUAUUGUCACAAAAUGGGUAUAGUGCACAGAGAUCUAAAACCUGAAAAUCUUCUAUUUUCAAGCAGAGACCCAGGAGCAUUAUUAAAAGUAAGUGAUUUUGGACUCGCUCGUUUUGUUACAAAUGAUGAAGUUAUGAUGACUUAAUGUGGUACUCCUGGAUAUGUUGCUCCUGAAAUCCUAUCAGGCCAUGGAUAUUCAGAAGCAAUUGACUUUUGGUCCGUUGGUGUUAUACUCUACAUCAUGUAUUUGAAUAUGUAAUUCAAUAGGUUAUGUGGAUUUCCACCUUUUUAUGAUGAGGAUAAUGAUAAGCUAUUUAAAAUCAUUAAAACUGGGUAGUUCUCAUUCCCAUCUCCUUAUUGGGACACUAUUAGCAAUGAAGGUAAGCAUUAUUAUAGUAUAUUCUAAAGCUAAGGAUCUAAUCAAAGGUCUGUUAACAGUUGAUCCAACUAAGAGAUUUGGAACAGAAAAAAUUUUGAAACAUCCUUGGCUAGUGAACAAUACAGCUUAAUCCAUUCCUAACAUUUAAAAUAAGAUGAAGGAAUUUUAUGGAAGCGCAACCAUGAAGGUAUAUUAAAUUUCAUAAUUUCAAUUAGAAAAUGGGUAACUUUGUUAAGCUAGCAUAAAGAUGGGGUAAAUUAUCAUAGAUAAAAAAGAAAUGAUCUAUUAUAUCAUCA
Paramecium octaurelia is the source of this 1142-nucleotide messenger RNA. The record is from the annotation of a GenBank genome assembly. Lineage: Eukaryota; Ciliophora; Oligohymenophorea; Peniculida; Parameciidae.